Messenger RNA from Scylla paramamosain (green mud crab), 719 nucleotides. RefSeq lists its product as uncharacterized. Bases 151 to 627 code for a protein of 158 amino acids. The transcript has 4 exons. Lineage: Eukaryota; Metazoa; Arthropoda; Malacostraca; Decapoda; Portunidae. Gene Ontology annotation, cellular component: cytosol. Gene Ontology annotation, biological process: valyl-tRNA aminoacylation. The record is from RefSeq and is a predicted model, not a curated record. Gene Ontology annotation, molecular function: valine-tRNA ligase activity; ATP binding.
CUGGUGUGUCUCCCAGCAGCUCUGGUGGGGCCACAGAAUCCCAGUGUACCACAUCACUGCAGCAGACGGCUGGGAGGUGUGGGUGGCGGCUGCUUGGAGGAGGAUGCAAGGCGGAAGGCUGUGGAGAAGGAAGGCAUACCCUUGGCCUCCAUGUCCACCCAGCAGGAGGAAGAUGUUCUGGACACCUGGUUCUCCUCUGGCCUGUUUCCCUUUGCCUCGCUGAGCUGGCCGGGUCAGGGGAGGGGAGAGACCAUGCCUGACCUUGCUCGCUUCUACCCAACGACCUUGGUGAAGACGGGUCAUGACAUCCUCUUCUGGGUGGCUCAGAUGGUCAUGCUGGGACUCAACUUGACAGGGAGGCUUCUCUUUAAGACUGUGCUGCUGCAUGGCCUCCUGUGUGAUGGUGGCGGCCACAAGAUGUCCAAGUCCUGGGGCAGUGUGAUAGACCCCCUGGAUGUCAUCAAUGGGGCGUCCCUGGAGGUGUGUGACUUGCUGGUGCUGGAGUGUGUUCUGAUGUUCAUUGGGUGUGGUACUGUGCGAGAGGGUGGAGGGGAGCCUGAAUGCAUAAGAGGUACUCACUGGUAUCAGGAUGAACUCCCCCACAGGCAUCCCAGAGUGUGGAGCUGAUGCCCUUCGGUUCACUCUGUGCUCCACCAACUUCAAGAGUCACUGUGGCAUAGAUAGAUGAACGUGUAUGACUGUGGUGCUUCGAGUCUUGU